Biomphalaria glabrata is the source of this 10390-nucleotide messenger RNA. RefSeq names its product lysophosphatidylcholine acyltransferase 2-like. Gene Ontology annotation, molecular function: calcium ion binding. The record is from RefSeq and is a predicted model, not a curated record. NCBI's taxonomy places the organism in Eukaryota, Metazoa, Mollusca, Gastropoda, Planorbidae. The coding region runs from base 128 to 1708 and encodes 526 amino acids. The transcript is spliced from 13 exons.
GACAAAGAGGCUAGUACACAUCUAUGAUGAAUCAGGAAGCGGUGUCGAAUUGAUCACUUGUUGUUUUAUACGUUGACUGUUGCUGUUCUUUUUUUUUUUUUAAAGUUAUUUGGAUUUUAAAAAAAUCAUGUCAAGAAACAAUAUACCUCGUCAAAAAUCGUUAAGUACUCCUGAGGUUUUAAAUCCCUUCGUGCAUAAACUUAAUUUAAGUUUGAGAGAUAAAAUUCAGAUUGCAAUAAUGUCUGUUACAAUAGCGCCCAUUCGGCUUGUUUUAGUUCUUCUUUUAUUACUCCUGGCAUGGCCUUUUGCAGCUCUUGCUGUUGCCUUUCGGUCAGAAGAGGAUAAAUUAAAACCAAUUACAGGAUGGCGUCUGUUUAUGAACUGGCCGCUAGUUUACAUCGGGAGAGCCAUCAUUGUUGCUGCGGGCUUUGUCGUAUGGCCGAUCAAGGGCAACAGAGCGCCACCCAGCCAGGCGCCUGUUCUUGUAGCUGCGCCCCACUCGGGAAUCUUCGAUAUCAUAUUGUACUUUCUGGUAAUACCCAUGUCGAGCCCGGUCUCCAGGAAUGAAAAUGGAAACAUCCCAAUCUUUGGAACCCUUACAAAGUUUUCUCAACCCGUCCUUGUUAAGCGUGAAGAUCCUAAUUCCAGAAUCAACACCAUCAAAGAAAUCCAGCGCAGGGCCCAGUCAGGUGGCCGGUGGCCACAGAUUAUCAUCUUCCCAGAAGGGACUUGCACAAACAGAACCUGUCUUAUUGCUUUUAAACAAGGUGCCUUCUAUCCUGGUGUCCCUGUGCAGCCCGUGUGUGUCAAGUAUCCCAAUAGACUGGAUACUGUGACCUGGACAUGGGAAGGACCAGGAGCAUUUUCACAGCUAUGGUUUACUCUUUGUCAAUUUUAUACAAGAAUAGAAAUAGAGUAUUUACCUGUGUACACUCCUAGUGAAGCAGAAAAGAAAGAUCCAAAACUUUUUGCUAAUAAUGUUAGAGAGAAGAUGGCCAGUUGCCUCGGGGUACCAGUGACUGACCACACUUAUGAUGACUGUCGACUGAUGAAUGAUGCCGAGAAAAUGAAGCUACCCAUGAAUGCUGGUAUUGUUGAAUUUGAGAAACUUCACUCAAAGCUCGGUGUUUCUUACGAAGAAGUUCAGGGCUGUUUGAAAAGGUUUCGUGACAUCAAAGGCAGCAAAGAAAAAGAGAAAGUGGCACAGAUCACAUACGAUGAGUUCAGCCAGUACUUGUACCUCCCCAAGUCUGAUGCUCUUUUGGAAGUCUUUAAACUUUUUGACAGGGAUGGUUCAGGUACUAUAGACUUCAGGGAGUAUGUGAUUGGUCUUUCACUAGUCGCCGCCCCAGCAAACAAUGAUGACACAAUAUUAUUGGCCUUCCAGCUGUUUGACGAUGACAACAAGGGCUACAUCACAGAGAGCGACUUGACUCAUAUACUAAAGGGAGCUUUCCUGAUAUCUGAUGAAGACAUUGAUAACAUUUUCAAGGAAUUGAACACAAGCCACAGUGGUAAAAUAACUUUAGAUGAAUUUAAAAACUAUGCAAAGAAGAAACCAGAAUACGCCAGAGUGUUCAUGACAUAUCAAGAGUUGAAAGAACAGAAUUGUUUCACUGGCAAAGAGAAGGAGCUCUUUAGCAAAGGUCAAACUGACUUUAAACAAUGGCAUGGACAGGUGGAUGAGUCAGACAAAAAAUUACAAUGAUCAACAUACCUAGCUCAAUCAGUUUUGUUUGUCUAAUAGUUUGUUACAAUUUAGGGCUUAAGUAUUUUUCAUGUUAGUGUAGUUCAUGUCAUUUUAGGUUUUGUUUGUUUUCUCAGCUAAUCAGUUCACUAAUGGGGUAGUUGUUGCAACAAAAACAAAAGUUCAGUCGUGCCCUAAUUUUGUUCCCUGGAAUAUUCAAAUACAAUGAAAAAAAAAAGUCUUGUGAUCUUUAAAUGUAGUCUUUUCAUCUGUUUCAUGAGUCAUAGAUGAACACUUGACUUUGUGAAACAUCAAAACAUGUGACUUGUCAAAUAUCAAUUGGUGUGAUUGAUCAAACAUCCACACACUUGAUACAUCUCACAUUUCAAUCUUGACCCUUGUGAAGAGUAAGAUAUGACCUUUCUAUGAUAUAAAUGUAGUCUGUGCUAAGGGUGUCAAGUUUUACUGUUAGCUUUUCAAACCAAAGCAUUAUAUUAGUACAAUACAAAUUAUCUCCAAUAAACGCUUCUGUCUCACAAUGAGUCUCUCACACAAAUUAUCCAGUUCUUCCCCAACACAAUGAGUCUCGCACACAAAUUAUCCAGUUCUUCCCCAUCACAAUGAGUCUCUCACACAAAUUAUCCAGUUCUUCCCCAUCACAAUGAGUCUCUCACACAAAUUAUUCAGUUCUUCCCCAUCACAGUCUCUCACACAAAUUAUCCAGUUCGUCCCUAUUUUAAACUUUGCACUAGCAGAAUGUAAUUUUAUUCCAUCUGUUCACCUUGAACCCACUCGAGACACAAAGUAGACAAAAUCACAAGUUUUACAAUUCAAAUCGCUCAUGUUGCUCACGCCCUAACAUUCAUAGAAUCACCUCCCAUAUUUUGUGAUUGUUCACGAACUAUUCCCUCAAUUUUUGUUUUUUAAAUUUUAUUUUAGCGCGGCUUCAAUCAGGUACAUCCAAUUUAAACCAGUUUUUUUUUUUUUUUUAAAUUUGAUGUGUUUAUUUUGGUUAUUCAUCGCAUAUUAUGCUGAUUUGUUGGUUCACUGUUAUAUACACACUCUUGUUUUUUGGUGAUGCAUUUUCACAAACUGUUUUUGUUAUUGAGAGCUUGUACCAUACAAUUCUAUAAGUCUUUAGAAUAAUGUUAUUUAUUUAUACAUUAAGUGAUGUAUUUGUUGACACCACCCUGUAAGGACAUAGAACAAAUAUAUGAAAGUAGUUAAGCUAACUGUUUGUUUUAUGUAAUUUUUUCAUUGAUAUGAUUUUCAGUUCAGUUUGUUAUAAACUAUAUUUGUUGGACUAACGUAGACUUAAACCUUCCGAUGAUAUUGACUUUGUUCUAUCAUUGUAUUGACUUUUUUUUUCUUGUGUUCAUUACAGUUUGAUUUUGUUGGCAAAUUAUGAGAUUGUUUUUAAUUUCAAAUUUGUAUUAAAUAAAAGUCUAUGUAGUUUUUGUUUUUUUUAAAUUUUUAAUUAGUUCUACAAGUUGACUGUAAUUUUUUAAAAAUAUCAUUAACACAGAUUUCAUUGUACUACUUUAUCAUGUAUCACUUGUAACCCAGUAACAAAAAUAUACUAAAGGAAAGAAAAGAUAUCUGUAGCUGAAAACCUUGUAUUUAUGUAUUAUGUAAAUAUAUUUAUUUUUAAAAUUUAUUUAGCUUCUUUUUUAAUAAUGCAUGUUGAUAAUUUUUUCUAUGUCACUGCGGUAAUUGAAAUUGAUUUUUUUAUGCUAUCAAAUUUUAACAGAAAAUGAUUAUUUACACUUUUUCAUCCUAGGCAAUAUUUAAGUGUUUCAUUUCAUGCUCUGUUUCAUCAUGCUUUCUCCAGGCGCUCUCCCACCCCUGGCUUAAUUUUUGUUGAAUUCUGUUGUCACUUUUUACCAUGUACCUUUGUCAGCAUUUAAAAAAAAUUUUGUGUUAAAAGUUGUAUUGAUUUGUAUUAAAUCUCACCAUUGUUUUUAGUGCAAACGAUUACCUACUCUAAGACAAACGAAUCAGCCGAAGUACUGCUGUGUUUGCUUUAACCCUUAUUGUUUUGAGUAUUUUAACCUAGUUACCUGAAAUCCAGCACUUUGUGUGUCAGAGUUAAUUAGCCUAAACUUUCUUCAUCAGCGUUCUCAAAUCUUCCUUCAGGUUUAUUCAUUUCAUUUUAUGCCGAUAUGAAGUCUUGUCAACUUUUAAGUUUUCAGUGCUGAUGUUAAGUGUUUGUUGGUAAACAGUAGCAUAGUGAAUAUGCUUAUGUGUCAGCAAGUACAUUGUGAUAUACUGAUGCUAGCAUCCAGCCAGAAUUUAUCAUCAAUACAUAAUCACUAGCAUAAUUAUUGAAUUCCGUACUUCUAUAUCGCAUGUGUAUUUGGUUUCCCUGGGGUCAUUAUGAAAGUCUUGUUUUGCAUGAUGACAUUUUCAUUGUCAUGUCUGUGUUGAGGUAGAUUUUUUAAGACCUGAGGUUUUCAACCUUGUUUGAUUCAUAACCUUGCUUUGUGUUUUAAUCAGUGCCCACAAUAUUAUGAAGUAUAGAAUGAAAUAACUUUAAAUACGGGGAAAGUACUCUAAGAGAAAUAAUCCAUGAAUUGGAAAUGGCUCUAGCUCUUCAAUUCUCUAUUCACCAUCGGAAUUGAGCUUCCUUGUUUAGCAAGAUGUGCUGCCUUGUUUAGCAAGAUGUGCUUCCUUUUUUGCAAAAUAUGCUGCCUUGUUUAGCAAGAUAUGCUUCCUUGUUUAGCAAGAUGUGAGGGACUGCAGGCACGACAUGGCCUAAAUUGUGCCGAUGUGCCUAAAAUCAAAAUCAAAUCUUAGCAAGAUGUGCUGCCUUUUUUAGCAAGAUGUGCUGCCUUGUUUAUAGCCAUUUUGUUCAGUUGUAGCGAAAUAAUUUUAAGCUAACAUUGAAUGGAUGUCUGGCACGGCUCACCCAUCCCCCGGUGCACCAAAAUUCAAACUUGUGAUGACACUUAUACAUAAUAUGUCAACCUAAACCAAUGCUGGUGAUGGUGUUCUUGUGUGUUACUCUUCCAGUUUUUUUGUUUACAUUUGUUAUUUGUGUUUCUUAAUUUCUGCUGACUACUUCAAAGUUAACAUCUGCAUAGGAUAAUGAGAUUUGUAGAAGUGAUCAACAUUUGUUCACAGCCAUACAGCCAACUAAAACUCUUGUUUGGUAUUCACGUGUCAUAAUUACUUCAGCAAAUAACUGAGGCAUCUGAGAAAAGAAAUUGGUAGACAGUUCUAGUGUUUCUGUUCAAAAUGACUUUCCAAGUAGCAGUAACUGAGUUCAAAUUACAUUGAUAGGAAGAUAUUCACAAUACAACUGUAAAAUUAUAUUGUGAAAAGAGAUAAGAGUAUAACAUCGCCUCCAUCUCAUUGGUGAUUGAGUUUCCUUUGUCUUGCCCCCCCCCCUCCCUUUCUUUUUUAAAAAUUACUUUCAUAUGUUACAAUAAGAAUUGCAAUAUUUUGUUUGUUUGUUGAUCAGAUAUAGAGUAUAUAGUUAGUGUGAAUUGUUGUCAGGAUGUGCUGUAGGGGACAAAGUAAAGACUUAGUUGCCAGAAACAAAACUAAAACAAAAUGUAGGAUAGCACGGAAUAUAAGAUACAAGGCAUUUAAUAUUAUGAUGAAGCCCUUGACAUCCGUAGCCUUGAAGCACCUCUGGGUUGUUCUGGUUUUAAUAGGUGUGGCUUGGAAGGGAAAAAAAUCAUUCUGGUUGCUGUCAUGAUUCAUUGGCUGUUUAACUACUUGAUGUAAAGUUUCCAAUGGGACAAUAAUUAGGACUAAUUUCCAAGACAAGGAUGUUUUGUUAGAGGGUUUUAGUUUUCUAUUGUUUGUAACUUUUUUUCUAGUGGAAAGUGGAUGGUGACUGACCAGAUUUAUAGCUUAGCACAACCAAAUAAAAUGCUUCUUAAUGCUUUCAACUCUGGCUUUUAAUAUAUUUAUAUACUUGGUAUAUACUUGUAUUGCAUAGACUUGUGGCUUUAAAAUUGUCUAUAUUUUUCUGUAACAUUUUCUAGCUUUCUGUACCAUCAUUCUUGUAACAUACUUGUCCAGCAGAAAAGGUUUAAGACAGCUUUCCUCUGUUAGGCUCCCCAUCAUAUGUUCAGUAUCUUGUCUGACCAAGCUCUUCUUAACUCUUUCUCUCCUAACUGACGAUACCAACGUUGAUUCCACCAGAAUGUAGUAAAUAAUUACGGAGAGAAAGAGUUAACUUACAUAGGAUUGACCAGUUUUCCUUGAUGGACCACAUACAGUCUAUUCAUGGAGCAUACAUGUUAGUCUAUUCAUGGAACAUACAUGUUCUUUUUCUUAUAAAACAAGCCUGGUCUAGUUAAUGUCUACCAAAUAACUGUUUUGAUAUUCUCUGUUAGCUGUACAGCUGUUUCUUUCUGUUUGUGAUACAUUCAUCUGCUGUUGCUGUACAGUGGCUCACUGUAAGUCUUAAUAUGGCUGCAUGUUGCUCUUUUUUUAUAUAGGCUAACACUGUUUGAAUCAUUAGCACUGUAUUAUAGUCGUGUUGGGUAUAUAUUAUUGGCAUUUUAACCAUAGCCACUCCCCCCUCCUUUUUUUUUUCAAACCGCCAUCGCCUCCUGAAUGCUUAAUUUAUUGUAUCAAGAUGUUAAGGUGGCAAUGAAACCUCCAGUGUUGAGUCCUACAACCUGACAUCUACCUGCGUAACUUUGUUGCACUAACCAGCUUUGCAAUCCAGUCAUUAUGUUCGUAUUUAUCGAUUCAUUGCUUGGUAUGUUCAAACUAAAUCAUUCAUUAGAGUUCAUAACGUUGACUGUUCUGGGGACAUUCAGAUACAAAUUAUGGAAUAGCAAAAAUUUUUACAAAAUCGAUAUUGUAUAUUCAUAUAAACAAGUUGUUUUUUUUUUUUAAUCUCUCAAUUUUAUUCAUAAUAAUGACAAAUACAGAAAGUUUAGGUUUAAAUAACAAAAAUAUCAACCAGACACAUUCCAAAUUAUCUAUAAAUAUAUGUCAGUGGAAUGAAUUUUUCUAUGUACUGAUGCUCAACUGUAUUGAAGAGUUAUAGAAAUCCAAUAUUUGUUUGAUACUUGCAUUUGCUUUAAAAAAAAUCUUUCUCUAAUAGAUUUAUUUUAAAGAAACAUAGAUUAUCAGGGAAUUCAAAAGAGGUAUAACAUUUAUCAGAUAAGAAAAUAGCUAGGCUUCCUGAAAUAAGUUCCCUUGUCUAAAUAUGUUUUUCCCUUCAGCGUUUAGCUUUGAUAAAAAUUUCUCAGGCACCCUCUUCCAGUGAACUGAACAAAGGUUUAAAAGAAAACGUUCGAUAUGUUUGUGUUGCAUAUUUUAUUGUGUGUGUGUGUUUCUUGACAUGGGCUGACCCAGCAUUCUAGUGAGUUAAACAAAGGUUUGAGGGGUAUUUCUUUAUACAAUACAAAAAAGGUAAAUUUUUAAAAAGUGUUUACAUUCUAUGAAGAGUAAUCCUAAAGCCUUAACUUUUACACAAAUAACUUGUAUUUAUCUUAAGUGGCCAAAAUAUAUGUUUGAAAAAAAUAAUAUUGUAAGCAUUAUCUCGCUCUCUCUAAAUACUAUAUAUUUUAAAAUCUUUGAUUUCAUUGCUCUGUGUUAAUUGUCAGAUGAACUUUUACUCUUCUUGAUGUGAAGAGUAUGUUUACAGAGACUGUAUUUGUUGAUGUGCCUUCCUGUAUGAAUAUUUACCGUGCCAUCUAAAAGCUUUUUUUUUUUUUUCUGCCUCCAUGCCAAGACUAAAUAAUUAUGGUAACUUGAUUCAAUAGGACAGUAAUGUGCAGAGCUACAAUUGUCUUGCUAUAAUUGUGGCUUGAACUAAUUUUCAUCUAUUACAGCCCAGCCUUUUCAAUUGAACUCUCCAUAACAGAACAGGCCAGUUUUGGCUUUUAAUUUUUUUUUCUUUUGUGUGGUCCUGGUAGAUAGAUAGAUAGAUUGGUAGAUAGAUUAGAUCCAUCUUUGUGUUUAAAGAGAUUUCUGGACCUUCCCAAUGGUGUUCCUUGCUGUUUCUGCUUUGUAUACACCAGACCAAAGUGUCAGCAGUCUAUGGACCAAUGAUGAUCUCACUAAAACCUGAACUUCUGCUGAGAGCCCAUAGUUCUAAAGGAAAUUGUUCAUAGAUUGUUCUGUCCCUUGAAGCUGAAUUAAUCAAGUAUUGAUUUCAGCUAUUAAAGCUGUACUUUGAUGAUGUUUUAAUAUUUUUGAAUGAUUGUAUAGUUGAAUGUAAUGAUACAAUCCUUUUUUACAAGUUAACUGUGGAACUGUAUUAAGCUUUUAUUUAAAAUACAUUUACUUAGGUUUAUUUGCAUACACUAAGUGGUCUAUCUGGUUGAUAUCUUUUAUGUAUAAUCUUUCGUUCUAAUUAAGAGACAUUUAAUUGUUAACUGUGGUAAAGCUUUAAAAUGUAAUGCAUUAUAAACAGUAAAAGCAAACUGGAUAUCACUAGGUGAUACAUUUGUACAGAAAGUGUAACAGCUUGCUUCUAUGGUACACAUGCUCCACCACCUCUAGGCAGCUAACAUUGAAUGUUUUCUGUUCCCAAGUCUUUGCACCUCUCCCAAGGCUUCUGACGAUGUGCAUUUUAUUUUCCCUCAAACAGUGGCUUGAUCACCUAGUGAGCCAAUGUUUGACUAAAUUAUUGGAUUAUUUGUUCAACAUUGUUUUUAUAUCUAUUUACACACAAUCAAGAUUCAUGUACCUUUUUUUUUUUAAACAUUUUUCCUUAAUGUAUUUAUCCUGGCAAGCAAUGUGGAGGCUAUCCACUAUUUGGGUCUAACUUUUACUUGCAACACUCACUCUGUGUAUCUGAGCAAUUUAUGACGCUCAUAGUCAGUUCUUCUUGGUGGCAUUUCAUUAGUUUAAAGCAGAAUUCAUUGCGCAAAUGAUGGGCAUGUCUAUCAGCGAAAUGCCUAUCAGGGAGGAUUGACUUGAGCUGAAGCUCUGCACAGUCAUUUCCAAGCUUUUGUUUGUUGUUUUUCAACAUGUGGGUCACAGAUUCAUAUCCUAUGUGGUUGGUAUUGAUGUACAUACCUGCGUCUAUAUUAAGCAUCUUGUUAUUUGUGCAAUUUAAUUUUGUUUUUUCAUUGUGGGAAUGUGGAUUGGUAGAUUUGUUGCAUGCCAAUUGGUGUUAUAAAUGUUUCAUAGCACUGAAAAAAAGGUGGAUAACUCUAGUCAUAACAGUGUUGCUUUGAAUGCAAUUACAAUAUUCUUUGAUCCCUCAUACUAAUUGUCUGAUUGGCUUAUUUGGAUGCUGUACAUUUGAAGCAGCAAAAGUUGCCAGUUAGCCCUUCAAUGCCUAUUGCAUGAGUAGAUAACACUCAUUCGUUGCCUAUUUAUAUUCAUAGACUAUUUGGACAUGGUGGGAUGGGUCUUCCAUAGAUCCUCAACAGUGGCAACUUAUCAAAGAUUUGUUUUGAAAAUGGUUUUUAUUGAGUACACCUUUGUCUAGAUCAUGUCAGGUAGGCUUUAUUUUAUGUGUUGCAGGUCAAUUACUUUAUCGUCUCAUGUGCUUCAUAAAAACUCCACGUGAAAUAAUCCCAUUAUUUCUAAACCAUUUAUGUGUGUGUUGUUUUGAAAGAAAAUCAUUUCUAGUUUGUAGGUUUAUAUUUAUUCUAAGCUGUAAUCUUUAUGUCUUUGUUAUACAGUAAACAUUUCACAUUCAUCUUGAUUUUGACCAUUCUAGUGAUUAUUAGUGGUAUCAAGAGAUCACAAGCUGCUACUUAUAAUUUACCUUCUCACCGUGUCUGCAUACGUUUUAUUUUUAUAUUAGAAAUUAUUAUCGAAAGUGUAAAGAAAUGCCACAACUUAAUGAUAACUUUAAGAAAGAAAGAGUUGACAAGGCAUAGGUUGUUUUUUUUUUCAGCCAGAGCUUUGAUAAAACUUUUAAAACCUAGACCUCCAACAAAAAGUGUCAUCAUUUACUGAUGUCUAAUAAAUACUACAACAAUACUGCAUAAUUGGGCCCAUAAAUAUCUAUAAAUAAUAUACACAUUUUAAAGAGUAUUUAUUAAAAUACACAUUUUUUACAAAAUUAUAUAUAAAUAUAAUAAUGUUUUUAUGAACAUUUAUCAACAGUUCUUCAUACUGUGUGUUUGUAACACUUUAACAUUAGCUACUUACAAAAACUCCUUUAAUUUUUUCCAACCUUUAUAUCACCUUUUGUCAGAUUAUAUUAAUUUGCAAUAGCAUAUUAAAUGUGAGCAUAGUCUUUUGAGUUGUGUUAGUACUGUUUGGGCUUGGAUCCAGUACUUAAUUUUUAUCUUUAACUGAAAGAUUUUCUUUUUUUUUUUAAUCUGAUUCUGUUUUUAUAGUACAAAAGAAAUUUUAUUAAAACUUUUGUUUUCAAACUUGUACAAUUUAGUCCAAUUUUUGUUUUUUGUGUUAUGUUUUUUUAAAUUCUAUUUUAUUUUGAGCUAUUUUGGCUAUCUUAAGUUUAUAAGUGUUCUGUAAUUAUUUCUGUUAUUUUUGCCCCUUGGCAAGUAGAUAUUGUGUCAACUAAUCAGGAAAUGGUCAUGUUUUGAUGAGUGAUUUAUCAAGACAUGUAGCAGUCCAGUGAAUGUAUGCCUGUAUGUAGCUGCAUUGAAGCUAGCAACUGAUGAAUUUAGUUCAGUGUUAGGCACUGGCAUUUUUUUGUUUCAAAUUACUGCUAUAGAGCUUAUUAACAUGUGUGUACUUUGCCUUUUCACAGUCUGAAACAAAGGAAUUCUUCUUUUGAAAAUAAAAUUUUUGAGAAAAUAA